Molecule: messenger RNA, 1101 nt
Organism: Myzus persicae (green peach aphid)
Lineage: Eukaryota; Metazoa; Arthropoda; Insecta; Hemiptera; Aphididae
Product: putative nuclease HARBI1
Exons: 7
Coding region: 1-1101 (366 amino acids)
Source: RefSeq, a predicted model, not a curated record
AUGGAAUUAGUUGCAAUUUCUGUGGCAAUUGCCAGCAAAUUGCGGUCCCAACAAACUAAACGCAAUAGAGCAAUAAGUAAUUUUGAAAGUCGAUCAAAAAUCAAAUCAUACAUUGGUUCAGUUGUUUUAAAGAAUACACCAUCAGAAUUUAUUUAUCAUUUCCGUGUGAGUCAUGAAGUAUUUGAAAUACUUUUGAUGUCAUUACCACCUAGAAAUAAAUCAAUAAGAGGAAGACCGUUAUUGGAUAAUUCUUUUUGUUUAAUAUUAACAUUAUGGAUGUUAGCUAAUGAAAAGGAAACCUAUCGACAAACUGGAGAACGAUUUGGAAUUAGUGAAAGUACUGCUUUUAGAGUCUUUAAAAGUACCAUUUCUUCAAUUUCCAACUUGGAAGAAAAAUACAUUGUAUGGCCCAGAGGAUUAGCAGCCCAAAGAAACAUUAACGGAUUUCAUAAUCUUAGAAAAGUGCCUUUCCCCGGAGCAUUUUGUGUAGUUGAUUGUUCACAUAUACGCAUUAAUGGUUCACUAAGUGAUAAUAGUUACCUCAAUCGAAACCACUAUCAUAGUGUUAUUAUACAAGGAAUUUGUGACUUUGAAGGAAAGUUCAUUAAUGUAUUUGUGGGAUAUCCUGGGUCAUCGCAUGAUGCUGCAGUUUGGGUUAACAGCCCUGUACAUAAAAAAUUGAUACAAAAUCAUUAUGAAAUCAUUCCUCCAAACUGUUUCAUCUUAGGGGAUUCAGCAUAUCCAUUAUCAGAGUUCCUAAUGAAACCUUAUCGUGACAAUGGUCAUUUAGAAUUACACCAAAAAAAGUUUAAUACAAUAUUGAGUUCAAGCAGAGUUGUAAUAGAACAAGCAUUUGGUGGUCUAAAGGGUAGAUUUCGGAGGUUAAAAGGUAUUGAAACAUUAUGUGUUGAAGCAGUUUCAGAAACCGUUAUUGCAGCUUGUAUAAUACACAAUAUGUGUUCAGAUCAAGACUUAGGUGUGGAUAACCUCACUGAUGAUUCAUUUUUCAACUUGGAAGAAGACGAAGACAACAUUAGUUCACAGAUAACCAGAUCAUCCGAUGUUCUGACUUUAAGAGAAUCUAUUGCUAAAAGCUUAUAA